AUGCUGUACUACGGGCAAUCGCGGAAUUUAACGAUCCUAACCUCCGACGCCAUGGUGCUGAUACUAAAUAUCAAUAUCCACACGGCUGGGAUCAACCUUCAAAAGGCGUGCUACCGCGGACCGGGGCUGAAUACAUUCCCUAACCCCAAUGGAAAUACACAGUCCUUUGGCCGGAUGGCCCGAUACCUCCAGGAUACCACGGCCCGGUAUCUUACCACCAUGGUCGAUAUCCUUACCGAGCGUAGCAUGCUCGAUACCUUGAAACUCCCAGAGAGCCAUAGGGACUUGGACGUCCCAGCGAACAUGCCCACCAUGGACAGAGACAUGGUUGAUGCGUAG
Clonostachys byssicola is the source of this 339-nucleotide messenger RNA. NCBI's taxonomy places the organism in Eukaryota, Fungi, Ascomycota, Sordariomycetes, Hypocreales, Bionectriaceae. The record is from the annotation of a GenBank genome assembly.